Coregonus sp. 'balchen' is the source of this 5098-nucleotide messenger RNA. The record is from the annotation of a GenBank genome assembly. NCBI's taxonomy places the organism in Eukaryota, Metazoa, Chordata, Actinopteri, Salmoniformes, Salmonidae.
UCCGUUUCCAAAACACAUCAGUCUUGUGCUCAUUUUAACAUAUCGAUUGCUUUAAAGUAGUCACGACCUAACAUUAUGUAAAAAUGUUAUUUGAACGAGUUCUGAGAGGUGACAACUUCUAGUUGCAAUAAGAAAAGUUAGCUGAUAGAUUUUGGAUUUGUCUGUCUUGGCGGUUCCCUCCAACAACAAGGGGGAACCAUUCAUUCGUUGUUGUUGCUAGUCCGACACAGUGCGAGCGGUGUCCACAUUAUCCCGCUAAACUAAGUGAUCUUGCAUGCACAGUUUUCGAUUCAGUUUCGCGUUAGUGCCUAUUCUAAAUGUCGGAUACAUGGAGCAACAUCCAGGCUCACAAGAAGCAGCUGGACUCGCUGCGAGAGAGACUGCAGAGGCGACGGAAAGACCCCACGCAACUCGCUCCAGGUAUGUUUUUAGGCUAACGCGUUAGCUAGCUAGAGAGAGGCGGGAUAGGGAACAUAAGAUUAGACAAUAGGGAUUUCAACACACACAUAUGUAUUUGAUUCUAUGCUGAUGGUUAAAGUUGAAAAAGUUCAACAAAUGUUAAUGUUUCUGUAUUCUCUCUGGACACACUAUAUGGUCCAGAUACUAACGAGUAACGUUAGCUAGUGACCAAAGCUCUUCAUCUACAUAAACACUGUUGUUACUGCCAAUGGGAUUUACAACUGGUGGUUUUCACUUCUCUCAGAGGUGGGAGGCAGCAGUGCUGAAGGGGCUGCAGCGCGGAGUGAGAGUCCAGGACCAGCUCUCCAGAGCCCCCCACAGGAGGAGGCUGAACGUCCCCCGGACCCCGAACUAGAGAAGAGACUCCUGGGUUAUCUGUCUGACCUGAGCCUCUCACUGCCCACUGACUCCUUGACCAUCACUGAUGAGCUCAACACUGUGAGUGUGUAUCCCUGUGACCAAGGUCUACUGGCUGAUAAAAAAUAUCAGACCUGGGUUCAAAUAGAUGUGUAUUUGAGUUGAGUAUUUGUUAUUUAAAUACUUUUGUCUGUGUAUUUGAGUAUUUUCAAAUACACAGCCCAGAACAAGUACUUGUAUUUUAGUAUUUUAAUGGUUAUUUGUAAAAACCAAAUAGUUGACCAAAUUGUAUUUGAAAAUAUUUUCAAAUUGUUAUUUCAAAUACUAUUUUCAAAUACCUGGGUUAAAUGAAUGGGAGUGUAUUUGAGUCAGUGUAUUUGAGUAUUUUCAAAUACUUUCCAAUUGUAUUUCCAAAUAGGCUACAUUCCAAUAUUCAACUACUUGUUUUUUUCAAAUAAAGGUAAUCUGAAUACUUGUUUUAAAAUGUAUUGAAAAGUAAUUGAAAUACCUAAAAUAGUAUUUGAACCCAGGUCUGAAAAGUAUAUGUGUGUGUGCUGACCGCUAUUGCUAAUUUGAAUGAAGACUAUGGAUAUGAGUAAUCGCUAUGUCACACAUAAGCCACUUUUCCCAUAACUGCAUCACUUUCCUUUUCCUAUCCUUUCUUCACCUUCCUCUUCUAUUUUCUCCUCCACAGUCUGAAGUGCCUGUCACCCAUGGCUGCAUCCAGAGUCUGCUGCUCAAGUUCUCUGCCCAGGAGCUCAUCGAAGUCCGGCAGCCAUCAGUGGCCACAUCCCCCUCCUCCUCUUCCUCAACGCUCGUCAUCUCCGUGGACCACACAAAACUCUGGGCCAUGAUUGGGGGUGGGGCCUUAGGCCAGAGGAAGAGGAAAGCAGAGGACCAAGCCCACCAUAAACGUCCGCCAGGCUCCUCCCCUGCUCUCCAGAGCCCGCCCUCCCCUCCGCCCACUUCCUCCAUCUCCCUGGCACCGGCAUCCUCCUCCCAGCUGACCGGGCCCUCUGAUUGGAAGGCUGGAGGAGGAAGGGGAGGGGCAGAUAAACAGGGCAGGACCAGUAAGGGGCAGACGUCUCACCUGGACAUGGAGAUAGAGAGCCUCCUGAACCAGCAGUCUACCAAGGAGCAGCAGAGCAAGAAGGUACAUUCACACCUUGGGAAAGAGAUGGGGAUACCGUGGGGGUAGUUUGAACCAUAUCAGUACAAACUUUAUUAUACUGCCCAAUGUUCAAUCCACUUUUCAACCACACAGUCAAUGACGAAAUCAAAUUCCAAUUGUAUGUGUGUGUUUGUUUAUAGAUGAGCAGAGAAAUCCUGGAGCUUCUGAACACCAGCACAGCUAAAGAGCAGUCCAUUGUUGAGAAGUUCCGCUCACGCGGUCGUGCUCAGGUCCAGGAGUUCUGUGACCACGGGACCAAAGAGGAGUGUACGCGGUCUGGAUUCACACCCCAGCCCUGCACCAAGCUGCACUUCCGGUCAGUACUGCUGCCACACACAACCAUAAGAGUACACUCCCAUAUAUAUUUGUAUAACCCCCUUUAUCACCCCAAUUUCGAUCUUGUCUCAUCGCUGCGACUCCCCAACGGGCUCGGGAGGCGAAGUUCGAGUCAUGCGUCCUCCGAAACAUGACCCGCCAAACCGCGUUUCUUAACACCCGCCCGCUAAACCCGAAAGCCAGCCACACCAAUGUGUCGGAAGAAACACUGUUCAACUGACCACCUGACCACCGAGGUCAGCCUGCAGGCGCCCGGGCCGCCACAAGGAGUCGCUAGAGCGCGAUGAGCCAUGUAAAGCCCCCCUGGCCAACCCUCCCCUAACCCGGACAACGCUAGGCCAAUUGUGCGCUGCCCUAUGGGACCCCCGAUCACGGCCGGUUGUGACACAGCCCGGGAACGAACCUGGGUCUGUAGUGAUGCCUCUAGCACUGCAAUGAAAUCCUGAUUUAUUAUUAUAAUAAUUAUUUAUUUUUCGCAUUUAAUUCAACCCAACCCAAAAUUGCCUUUUUCUUGAUUUUGUUGUUGUGCUGAUCACAUCCCUUAUCAUUGGCUGUAUGUCUCCAUUCAAUCACUUAGUCUCUUUUAAUUGGCUGAAGCAUCUUAUCUGGUCCCACUGUAUUGGCUGAGCCCUGUCUUCUCUCCCCUCUCUCAGACGCAUCAUCAACAAGCACACAGACGAGAGUCUUGGAGACUGCUCCUUCCUCAACACCUGUUUCCACAUGGACACCUGUAAAUACGUGCACUAUGAGAUCGACGCCCCUCCAGAGGCAGAGGGGGGCCUGAUGGGGCCCCAGGCCGGGGGCAUGGAGGUGGGACUACACCAGGGGGAGGAAGACAGCAACGUGGGGAAACUGUUCCCCUCUCAGGUGAGAGAGAGGAAGAGGAGGAAUAGAAUGAGAGGGGAGGGAGAGGGACAGGGACAUGAAGGGAAAAGGGGGUGGCCUAUGAAAAGGAAGGAGGGAGACUAGGUUUUUAUGACACAGGCUUUUAUUUUGGUACGUCUCUAAAGGUAUGAAUCCCCAAAGGGAGAAAUUAGGUAAAUGAGUCUGUCUACAUAAGUUAUGUCAGUUACCUCCAGAAGUGUGGAGACGUGGUUCUUAGGCAGUCUGACGCUGCGGUUCAAUCCAGUCUGAUCCGGUUUUGUCCCCCAUCACAGUGGAUCUGUUGUGACAUCCGAGUCCUGGAUGUGUCGAUUCUGGGGAAGUUCUCUGUGGUGAUGGCCGACCCUCCCUGGGACAUCCACAUGGAGCUGCCCUACGGAACUCUGACGGACGACGAGAUGAGGAAGCUCCACAUCCCCGUCCUCCAGGACGACGGCUUCCUCUUCCUCUGGGUGACUGGCAGGUACCUCCACCAAUCAGAUAUGAGUGGAAUAGUGUGUUACUACUUGACCAAUCAGCUGCCAGAAGAACAGUGCAUGCUAAUAAGCAUGCAGGGUCUGACAGGUUAAUUAUAUGAUAACAAGCCAUAAACUCCGUAUUUUAGUUUAUGUUGAUUGGUGCUUUGAUUGACAUCUUUCACUUUUUUCAAUAGGCUGUUCAAUCUUCAUGCCUAUCUAUAUUUCUUUUAGGGCUAUGGAGUUGGGUAGAGAAUGUCUGAGCCUUUGGGGGUAAGUCUUUAUUCAUCAACCUUUGGACCAAUAAGGAAGUCAACUGUGUCAUAAUCUGACCGUUGGUCUUCCCCUUGCUUUCUCUCGUAGCUAUGAGCGUGUUGACGAGAUCAUUUGGGUGAAGACCAACCAGUUACAGAGAAUCAUCCGCACCGGGAGGACUGGUCACUGGCUCAAUCAUGGGAAGGAGCACUGCUUGGUGAGUGUGAUGUAAUGUGUUGUGAUAUGUUGUGCGGCAUCAUACCUCUUAUCUCAUCUGACUCUGAGGGCUCUGGGCAGUUUAGUGCAGUCAGUUGUGUAUAUUUACUGUUAUUGUGGUAUAGUUGUGUGUGUACAGUUGUAUUGAUGUGCAUGUGCUUCUCAGGUGGGCGUGAAGGGACAGCCCCAGGGAUUCAACAGAGGGCUGGACUGUGAUGUCAUUGUGGCAGAGGUCAGGGGUCAAACAAUUAAUCCAUUUGAUGUUCCAUUCCAAUCCUAUGAGAGAAUGUUUUAACUCAACCCUGUCUGUUCUCUCUCCUGCUCUCUCUCUCAUUAUUGUCUGUUGUCUCUACCUCUUUCUCUCGCUUUCUUUCUUUCCUUCAGGUGCGUUCCACCAGCCACAAGCCAGAUGAGAUCUAUGGGAUGAUCGAGAGACUCUCACCUGGUACCAGGAAGAUUGAGCUCUUUGGCAGACCUCACAAUGUCCAACCCAACUGGUAUGUGUGUGUGUGGUGUGUAUUCAUUGAAUUUGUAAAUUAGGUGUGUGUCUGUAUCUGGGUAUUCUCUUUCUUUUUUUAAGCCUUCUCUCUCUCUCUCUCAGGGUAACUCUUGGUAAUCAGUUAGAUGGCAUUCACCUCUUGGAUCCUGAUGUCGUGGCUCGCUUCAAGAAACGUUACCCAGACGGAGUCAUCUCCAAACCCAAGAACAUGUAGAGUAGGCAUAAACGCCCUACGUAGGGUCUUCAUUGUCAAUUACUUGUCAUGUUAUGAACAUGUUAUGAACUUAGUCGCCGAGGGGAGAACACUGAUCAAUGCUCAGUGAGUGGCUGAUGGACUGCCUUGUUUUUUCAUGUCUUUCUUUGUACCUAUUACAACAUUUUGUAAUAAAUAUGGUUAAAGGAAUAUUGAUGUAUCUCUAUGAUGCGCAUCAUAUAUACUGCACAAUGAAUCCACCAAAAACAUUUCAG